Molecule: messenger RNA, 2709 nt
Organism: Lycium ferocissimum
Lineage: Eukaryota; Viridiplantae; Streptophyta; Magnoliopsida; Solanales; Solanaceae
Exons: 8
Coding region: 1677-2261 (194 amino acids)
Source: RefSeq, a predicted model, not a curated record
CUGCUCUCUCUCCUUUCUCCUCAUCUUCAUCUUCAUCUCUCUCCGCCCCAUUUAGCAAAACCCUACUUCCCUCUAGCCAUGACAGUUUUGCCUAUGCCAUUUCCACACCGAAAUUGUCGCUACGCCUGAGCCUUCUGUCGUUGACAGAGAAAAGUUUUUCCCCUUUUUACUUCAAAACGCGUUGAUCCUCAAAAUCAGAGAAUAGUCGAACUAUUUUUGGUAACACCGAAUCGAAUCACGUGACCAUCUGCUCAAAAACACUUUCAACGUUCAGAUUUGAACGGACUCGAUUUGAAUCCUAUACCAGAAAAUCCCGCCCAAUUCGAACCAUAGCAAACCCUAGGGAUUCUACUAUAAAUAUUCCAUUUGAGGGAGUUCUUUUUCAGCCGCCUAUAUUUUUCAUCACUAUAUCUCGGAUAUAUUAAUUUGAAAUAUUGAGGGGUUUACUCUUUCGAUUCUGCUGUUGCUUUGAAAUCGAGUGUAGAUCGGAGAUUUAUAGCCCCGUUCACUGCACCCGAACAAGUGGAGGUCAUGCAUUUUGCUACAUCAAAUGACAAGUGUUGUAGCAAAAUUAAGAAGAUAGUUGUUUCUCUUUCUCAAUUUCCUAGGUACAACAACAGUAGUGCUGAACUUUCUUCAAGAUUUUCUUCGUGCGACUCUCAUGAAAUAUAUAAAUCCGCUAGUCUUCAGCAUUGGUACAAGAAUUGGAAUGAAUUGAGAAAGCAUAAACUUACAGCUAGCACUUUUGGUCAAGCUGUUGGUUUUUGGCCUAAGCGUAGAGUCCAACUCUGGUUGGAGAAAAUUGGGGCGGUUGAACCCUUCUGGGGUAAUGAUGCCACAGCUUGGACUAACAUCAAGGAACAGGAGGCUCUUGUAAGAUAUAAGCUAAUUACUGGAAAUCCUAUCUCUUUUACUAAUUUUAACGUCUAUCGGGAAAUGAACAAGGGGGUUGACUGGCUUGGAGCUUCCGCAGAUGGUGUGGUUGACAAGUUUGUUUAUCAUUUACCAUCCAGAGGGGUUUUGGAGAUCAAGUGCCCGUACUUCAACGGUGAUAUGACUAAGGCGACUCCUUGGAAAAGAAUUCCCAUUUAUUAUGUUCCACAAGCUCAGGGUUUAAUGGAAAUAUUGGAUCGAGACUGGAUGGACUAUUAUGUUUGGACUACCAAAGGAAGCAGUUUGUUUAGGAUGCAUCGUGAUGAAGAAUAUUGGCAACUCUUGAAGAUUGCACUUUCUGACUUCUGGUGGAACCAUGUCCAGCCAGCAAAGGAGUUGUGCAAGAGAUCGCACAUCAAAAAUCCCCUUGUUGAACUUGCGUCCUAUAAGCCAGGACCUAAGCAUGAAUUGUUCCGGUCUAUUAUCUAUGAAAGUAGGUGUGUGCUUGACAAUUCCACGUUGCUUAUGCGUGAAAUUGAUGGAAAAUUACAGAACUGAGGUACCUUUGGAGUAUCUGUUUGCAUAUUUAAACACCAACUAACCAAGAGACGCUGGUUGGGAGGUCACAUCAUGUGACUCACAUGCAUUGGCCUGAGUCAGUUGAGCAAAUGAAUUUCUUCAAUGGCCAAAGUGAAGGCAGCUGCUAGGGCAGAGUUGGAACUAACUUUUAUGGAGAAGCUAAGUUUAUCGCUGUUGCUGACCCGGGCAACAUUCAAAUAGGAGAGGGAAGUGGUGACUGCAGAAUGAGGGUGCACAUGUGUUGUUAUGUAUCAGAAGGAAGCUUGGUGAAAAAAACUAUGUUUAGAGCUGAAAUGUCUGGUAGGCAACGCUGCUCUUACUUCCCCGGAGCUCAAGAUUUGGCAGAGACAUCGAUUCAAAUAAUUCAGAUGCUGUAUGAGGAUGUUGAAUGCUUACCGUGCCCAGGUGACAGCGGAUGGUGGGGGCUAUGCAGCCAUCUGUUAAAUUGUAGAGUGUGCAAAAAUUAUCUGCAUCCUCUUCAUCAAUGGGCUGCAGCUCUAGAGAAAGACAUGGAAGCUGAAGAUGUUGCAGAUUCUAGCACAAACAUGGAUUCAGAUAGUUUAGAUGCUGAUGUUGAUGGCCAUAUGAGAUGUGAAAAGGAGUUCGAGCUGUUGGUGGAGCACAUGAUCACCGAAGAACUUGCUCUACGAGCAAUCAUAACAAAUUCUGAGCUUUUGGUUUUCGCGUCCACAGAACUGCCCAUGCUAUACUGGAGAUUUAAGGGUAAGUACUACCUCUGGGGUGUUUUCAGACCAAAGCGGGAUUCCAGUAGGAAUACUAUGAUGCCAAAUGGAAAGAGUGCGACCUAGUAUGCUGUUUUAACUGGUUGCUAAUGCAUAUCUGUCAGAGGGCUGCGAAUCUGGUGAUUAAGAUGAAGCAGCUUUCUUUUUAGAGCCAUCUUGCGGGGGAGUUUUGCUUGGUUGAAGAACCUAAUGACCACUGAAAGACACCUGAUUUAACAAAAGCCUUCUGUUUUAGCAGUUGAUUGGAGGACUAGUGAGCUUGAUAUAUGCAGGAGCAUGGCCAUUUCUUUUGUAGUUACUCCUACUUUGAUUGUCAAGAAGUCUAAAACUUGUGCAGUUGUACAUGACCAUUAUAAACCAAACACCACCAUAUCUAGGAAGAGAAGCGUUUACAUUUUUCUCUCUUCUGCCGCACCCAACCCCCCCCCCCCCCCCUCCUUCUUCUGGUUUAGGGGCUCGUCUUGUAUAUUUUGAAACGAUAUCAUGUAAAAGAAGGUUAUGGAAUAUUAAACUA